Messenger RNA from Arachis stenosperma, 1780 nucleotides. Its product is annotated as WAT1-related protein At3g28050-like. Gene Ontology annotation, molecular function: transmembrane transporter activity. Gene Ontology annotation, cellular component: plasma membrane. The transcript has 7 exons. Lineage: Eukaryota; Viridiplantae; Streptophyta; Magnoliopsida; Fabales; Fabaceae. The record is from RefSeq and is a predicted model, not a curated record. The coding region runs from base 143 to 1240 and encodes 365 amino acids.
AUAAUAUAUAUAAAAUAAAAAAAAUGGUCGACUUGUCAGUUGUCAUCAUUUGACAGAAGCCUUUUCCUCCCUGACUACCGAACUUGAACUUGAGUCUCGCAAUAUUGCAUUUGCAUGUUAGUUUUUUGAGGGGAAGAGGAAGAUGGCGAGAAAGUUGUUGAAUGAUUUGGUUCCUUUGGGUGCCAUGGUGAGCAUGGAAUGCGUGAAUGUUGGAUUGAACACUCUGUUCAAAGCAGCUACCAUGAAAGGCAUGAGCUACCAUGUCUUUGUUGUUUAUGCUUAUGCUGUUGCUGCUAUUCUGCUUCUUCCUGCUCCCUUCUUCUCCUCAAGAUCAAGAGUGCUUCCUCCUCUUACUUUGCCAGUUGCAACUAAAAUUGCUUUUCUUGGUCUCAUCGGAUGCUCAUCUCAGAUAAUGGGGUACACAGGAAUCAGUUUCAGUUCGCCAACUCUUUCUUCGGCGAUCAGCAAUUUGGUGCCGGCUUUUACCUUCUUGCUCGCCAUCGCUUUCAGGAUGGAAAAAGUGGCUCUGAAAAGUUCAAGCAGCCAAGCUAAAGUCUUGGGCACCAUAGUAUCAAUAUCAGGAGCAUUCGUUGUAACUCUUUACAAAGGACCACCGAUCAUCAUUAUUCAUGCGCCUUCGUUCUCAAUUCAACGUCCAAUUAACAAUCUCAGUUCUGUGGAUCAAAGUUGGGCCAUCGGCGGCCUUCUACUGAUGGCUGAGUAUAUAUUGGUUCCUAUGUGGUACAUUGUACAAGUGCAAAUCAUGAAGGUGUACCCUGCUGAACUAACUGUUGUCUUCUAUUACAAUUUAUGCGUAAGCAUCAUGGCCGCAAUUGUUGGCAUUUUUACAGAGACAAAUCCAGGUGCUUGGAAAAUAGGAGUAGAUACAGCGUUGGCAUCUGUCCUUUGCUCUGGAAUUUUCGGAUCGUUCUUGAACAAUGCUGUCCACACAUGGGUAUUACGCAUAAAGGGACCUGUCUACGUCGCAAUGUUCAAGCCACUCUCGAUUGUCAUAGCUGUAGCCAUGGGGGUCAUGUUUCUUGGUGAUUCUCUUCACCUUGGAAGUCUAAUUGGAGCAACAAUAAUAUCAAUUGGAUUUUACACAGUAAUGUGGGGUAAGGCAGCAGAAGAGGUGGAUGAAAACAUCUCAAACCCGGUGUUACCAACUACAGAGAACAAUGUUCCUCUCUUGCAAAGCUAUAAAAGUGAUUUAUCUGAAGAAAAACAUUCACUUAUAUAACUGACCAAACUACUCUUCAAAGCUCUAAGCAAUGAAAAAUAUCCCAAACGAGAAGCCAGAAAAGAAACGGAGUAGAUGGAAGACAGAAUCAGAAAGAACAAAUAUAGAAGCAUAUAAGGAUCAAAAAUCCCAUCAGGAACAGUUCAAUUGAAUGAGAGUAGUGUACUUACACCACAAAGCAAGGAACAUAAACCAAAAUUUCUAAAGAGAAAGAAUUCUAUCAGCAAGUGGGAGUAAUAUGAACGUGUAUUCUGAAGAUAUGAAAAGAAAGCAAGCUUGUGUGUCUGUUGUAACAUAUUUUCCAUGAUAGGUUUCCAAAAGCUUCUGUGCAGCUUAAUUUGUAUUAAGUCAGCAAAUAUUGCUAAAUAAACCAAAAAAAGAAAUUGAAAAUCAGUAAUAACCAGUGGUGCCUACUCUGAUACAGAAUGAAAGAGUGCAGAGAUACAAAAAAAAGAGUAAGAGUAACAUUGUGUCUUUCUUUUUUUUAAUGGAUGCCACAAUAAAAUUUUGUAUCUUAUGUAUGGCAUGAAUUUGUAUCGA